Molecule: messenger RNA, 1253 nt
Organism: Hippocampus zosterae (dwarf seahorse)
Lineage: Eukaryota; Metazoa; Chordata; Actinopteri; Syngnathiformes; Syngnathidae
Product: interleukin-27 subunit beta-like
Exons: 7
Coding region: 271-1077 (268 amino acids)
Biological process (GO): cytokine-mediated signaling pathway
Cellular component (GO): external side of plasma membrane
Molecular function (GO): cytokine receptor activity; protein binding
Source: RefSeq, a predicted model, not a curated record
ACUAAGGAUACAAAAACGAGCGUAAGCUUGACAACAAAAAUACUCACUAUGACUAAUGCAAAAAUGAGGUGAGAAAAUAUAUUGCGCAAUUUUAGAGCUCGUCUAGAAAAACCACUCGUAGGCAUGUGCAAGGAGAGGAAUAAUCAGACAGACCUUGACAUCUUGACAGUCGUUAAUAAAUACAUGGCAAUUGAUUAGAACAUUGGCAGCAGGUGUGCCUACUGAAGUGAGGCUUUCGACUGCCACCUGCUGGAGACACAAGAACGAUAAAUGAGUACUUCCAACAUGAUGACGAGCAUGCGUUACUGGAUUCACCUCACAUUGGUUGUCGCCAUCGAGGCCGUGGCUCUGAUGCCAGACGAUGCUGAUCUUCCCACCAAACCGAGCGUGUAUUGCUGGUGUGCGAGUUAUCCCAACGUCACCUCCUGCUCCUGGGCAGAACCCCCAGGCUCCCAGCCUCUGGACUACAUCGUCUCUUACAGUGAGAGACGCCAGCCAUCAACUAGCAAGCCUUGUCGUCUCAUUCCUCCCACCUCCUCCUUUUUAUCCGAUCCUGGGCAAUCGGCCCCCGUCAGGGACUUGCCCCCCCUCCCGGGUCCAUCAUCAUCAUCAUCAUCAUCGUCCUCUUCUUCCUCCGAGCAGUUGUGGCACUGCCACUUGCCCGACCUGAAGCUGCUGACCGAUUAUGUUAUCAAUGUGACCACUGUGUCUUCUUCUGGAAGCAGCAGGGUUCAUCUCAGCAGCUUCAUGCUGGAGGACGUUGUGAAACCUGACCCCCCUGUGGAUGUCAAGGUGUCGCCCCACCACGACAGGAAUGUGUUGCUGGAGUGGUCACCUCCCCCGACGUGGAUUUACCUGGACAUGGCACCGCUUAAGUACCAGAUCACGUACCAGUGGGACCACAAGGGCCAAGCCAAAUCUGUCAGUCUUGGUCCGUUGGAGAGCACCAGCGUGGAGCUGAAGGGUCUGAGCUCAGGAAGAGAGUACGUGUUUCAGGUGUGCGCAAUGGACCUGCUGGGUCUGGGCCAGUACAGUCACUGGAGCUCGCCCGUCAUCAUCACUUUACCCACAAUUUAAACGCCAUAAAAUCAGGUUGUUGAGUUGAUGUCAGGAUUUGUUGAAUGUUUUUGCUAAUCACUGUAAAACAUAUACUUUUUGUUGGGAGGUCUCAACACCCUUUGAUUAAUCAAUAUGGUACUAAUAUUAGCACUUUUUUGAAGAAAACAAACAAUAAAUUACUGCAUGUACUGUUA